Molecule: messenger RNA, 903 nt
Organism: Penicillium daleae
Lineage: Eukaryota; Fungi; Ascomycota; Eurotiomycetes; Eurotiales; Aspergillaceae
Gene: gtmA
Product: gliotoxin thiomethyltransferase
Exons: 4
Coding region: 1-903 (300 amino acids)
Source: RefSeq, a predicted model, not a curated record
AUGGCCUCGCAGUCCACCAUGGCAUCCCAUGCAAAUGACUGGGAAAAGUUCUUCAAGGAAGACAAGUUUGUCAAUCAAUACAAAACUGGCGAGCAUAUCACCGGCCAGUUUGCCCAACUCCUGAUCGACCAAACUGGCCUGGUUGCCCACUCCAAGGCCAACCCUGAUAAGCCUCUUGUGGUACUUGAUAAUGCCUGUGGCACUGGUAUUGUCUCCAGCAUCCUGCAGCAUGAACUGGAUGAUCAGACCAAGAGCAAUCUGCAGUUGACCUGUGGUGAUAUCUCACAGGGCAUGCUGGACUAUGUCAAGCAUCGCAUUGGCCAAGAGAACUGGCAGAAUGUAGAAGUCAAGACGGUGGAUGCGCAGGCCUCGGGGCUUCCUAGCUCACACUUUACCCAUGUUAUCGCUUCUUUUGUGUUCAUGGCCCUUCCCAAGUCGUUGGCGGCGCUCGAUGACGCCACUCGGAUUCUGCAGCCAGGGGGUACCGUUGCUUUCGCAACUUGGAUAGACCCCGGCUGGCUGUCCGUCACGCAGAAAGCCAUACAGACCAUUCCGGGCGAGUUGCCUUUCCCCACCGCGCAGCAAUUCCUUCAGGCCAUGGGUUCUGGUGAAUGGCACUCGGUGUCUUGGAUCGAAUCCCAAUUGAAGGAGCGCGGCUUCGAAGAUAUCAAUGUGCGCUCCGUCACCAGGACCAUGUCGAUCAAGGUCCCAAACUUCGUGGAAAUAACGAUGAUCAUGUUUUCAAUGAUUUCUAAGGUGUUCUGGACAGAGAAACAGCGUGAGGAAGACAUGGACAAGGUCCGCCCAGCGCUGGAGAGGUAUCUGGAAACCACUUUUGGAAAGGAAGGAGAUGUUCCUGGGGAGUGGACCGCUGUUCUUUCCACAGCUCGCAAGCCAAGUUAG